AUGGACGACAGUCCUGGUCCUCUCCUCGUCGCAGGCACCGUCCUCAAACGUCAAGACGAAAAUUCAAAUGAAGUUCAGAUGACGGCGAUGGCAAAGAGGUGCAAGCUGCCAAGGCCAAAGGCACCCCGCAGUGAUAAGAUGAAAAUCCCAAACGGCAGCGAGAGACGUGGCGACAGCACCAGCAGCAUCAGACACAGCCACGCCCAUGGCAAAACGCCGCAAACGGGACCCGCAGCCCGGCAGCGACCAGCCACCGCCCCCCGACAAGCGACAAGGGAAACCAACCACAGGGAGAAGAGCAGAGCCCAACAGCAGCAACGAAGAGGGCACAGCAACCGCGACGAAGGAAGCAGCAACCAGGACACAGCGACAGCGACGGUGACGGCGGACGGGAACGCUGCGGCGGCAACACCAAAAGCUGCAACGAAACACAGCGACACAGGCAACGGGGACGACCCAGGUCACCCCAGCAGGCAGCACGCAACGGCAGCAGCCCAGAAGAUAAUGCAAGCAGCAACAAACAGCAGCCGCAAGAGGCACACAGCGCAGCACACACCAGCCGACAAAGAGGCAGCAAGUGCUUUAGUAAUGAAUGACAAAACAGACAAUGAAUCCUCCAUCUCUGAAUUUCUGCUCCUUGAAUUCUCAGCAAUCCGGGAACUGCAGAUUCUGCACUUUUUUCUGUUCCUGGGAUUGUACCUGGCAAUUGUAUCAGGGAAUCUUCUCAUCAUCUCUGCAGUAGCCUUUGACCACCGCCUUCACACUCCCAUGUAUUUCUUUCUGAUGAACUUGGCCAUCCAGGACAUAGGUGCUGUUUCAGUUACUGUUCCUAAAUCCAUGGCUAAUUCCCUCAUGAAUACCAGACACAUUUCUUAUGCUGCAUGCGUAGCUCAAGUCCUCUCAUUUGUUUUCUUUCUGUCAUCUGAUAUUGCCCUUCUUACAGUCAUGGCAUAUGAUCGAUAUGUUGCCAUUUGUAAUCCAUUGCAAUAUGAAAUGGUGAUGAACAGAACAGCCUGCACCCAAAUGGUUGUUGCUGUAUGGACUGCUAGCAUACUUUAUGCAGUCUUACACACUAGUGGAACUUUUGCAACCCCUUUCUGCUCAAACAUUGUGAACCAGUUCUUCUGUGAGAUUCCACAGUUACUUACACUGUCCUGCUCUAACUUCUACCUAAUAGAAAUUGGAGUUGUGGUAGUGAGUGUCAUCCUUGUGUUUGGCUGCUUGGUCUUCAUCAUUGUCACUUAUGUCCACAUCUUCAGUGCUGUUCUGAAAAUCCCUUCUGUUCAGGGAAGGAAAAAGGCCUUCUCCACUUGUAUACCCCACCUAAUCGUCUUCUCCGUAUUUUGUUUUACUGUAUGUUUUGCUUACCUCAGGCCUCCCUCUAAAACUCCAUCUGAACUGGACUUUGCAUUAACCAUGAUGUAUACCCUUGUUCCACCCAUGUUCAAUCCAAUAAUCUACAGCAUGAGAAACAAGGAGAUAAAAAAUGCCUUAUCAAAGCUGCUGGGUUUGAGGCCCUCUUCUAUGAAUAUCUUGUCCAGACUUGUUUAG
Molecule: messenger RNA, 1551 nt
Organism: Rhineura floridana
Lineage: Eukaryota; Metazoa; Chordata; Lepidosauria; Squamata; Rhineuridae
Product: olfactory receptor 14A16-like
Exons: 2
Coding region: 1-1551 (516 amino acids)
Biological process (GO): G protein-coupled receptor signaling pathway
Cellular component (GO): membrane
Molecular function (GO): G protein-coupled receptor activity; odorant binding; olfactory receptor activity
Source: RefSeq, a predicted model, not a curated record